AUGUCAACAUCCAACGCACACGUAUCGGUUGACGGAAAAUGCCGUACAGAUGAUGCUCCUGGGGACCUAGCGCCAUCCCACUAUUCCGACACCCUGGCGCCGGUGUUUGCCCCUAAGAAGGGGUGGGUGACCGGAAUCCCCGCAGGGAAAUCGUGGCGUCUUUGUUCGUACCACAUGGAAAGGAAAAAGUCGCAAAUAGAAGAGAGGAUAAACGCUUUCAGGCAAGCGGCUUAUGGCUUGCCUGGGACGUGGAGUGGCCGUAGGCAAGAGGCACAACAGACGGCGAAGAUUCGACCGCGCCAAUAUCGGGCCAUUCAGCAGCGCAGAAGAACAACUCGUCGAAGGACAGGCCAUGUCCCAUUACCACCACCGCAAAGCAGCCAUGGCCAUACGCCAGGCCUGAUCAUAGAUUACCCACCAUCGCCCCUAUAUAUAUCACCAGCAUUGUCACGGUCAUCAAGCCCUUCAUCAGGUGCCUGCGAGGAGUGCCCCGAGGAACACCCGGAGGACAGUCCCAUCUCACAGCGAGAGGAACUCGAGUGGGGGUUUUGGCAACAAAUACGCCGGCAGGCUUAUACUGGACGUACCAUGUUCGGCCAGACAGCAGGCAGUGGCACCCAGAUGGGAGGGCAAGAGUUACAGCGGUCGCCAUCACCAUCCAGAUCCCAAUCCCCACCACUAACAAUCCGUCAUCUCGCUAUACGCACCCGUCGCUGAAGGGACAACACCCCUGUUCGCAUGAUUAGGAGGAGAUCCGCUGGAUAGCAGUUGGGAGUGAGUUGGACAGUACACAAACCCAUGAUAGAAUGAUUAGCACAUGCCACCAAAGUAAUAAUUACGAUAUUCCUGCAC
Messenger RNA from Podospora pseudocomata, 852 nucleotides. RefSeq lists its product as uncharacterized. The record is from RefSeq and is a predicted model, not a curated record. NCBI's taxonomy places the organism in Eukaryota, Fungi, Ascomycota, Sordariomycetes, Sordariales, Podosporaceae. The transcript is spliced from 3 exons. The coding region runs from base 1 to 717 and encodes 238 amino acids.